This is a messenger RNA of Gymnodraco acuticeps, 2272 nucleotides long. RefSeq names its product zinc finger protein 479-like. The transcript has 3 exons. Gene Ontology annotation, cellular component: nucleus. Gene Ontology annotation, biological process: central nervous system development; regulation of transcription by RNA polymerase II. The record is from RefSeq and is a predicted model, not a curated record. The coding region runs from base 522 to 1421 and encodes 299 amino acids. NCBI's taxonomy places the organism in Eukaryota, Metazoa, Chordata, Actinopteri, Perciformes, Bathydraconidae. Gene Ontology annotation, molecular function: RNA polymerase II cis-regulatory region sequence-specific DNA binding; DNA-binding transcription factor activity, RNA polymerase II-specific.
AAGCAAGCUUCGAAGCACUGCUUCUAUGGAAUAUGAAGUCCAGGGUUGAAGCUCCGUUCGAAGCUUCAGUGUCAAACUGCCAUCACUAUAAUCGGUACCAGUAAAAGAGGACGGGAGGUGACCAAACAUAAGACAGAGAGCAGGAAAUAGCACCCGAGGGCGGGGAAGGAGCCAUAGCUAGCUAUCAAACUAAAGUAGCUACCGUUAGCAAACCCGAAAGGAGUGUAAGCAACUGUGGAGUUAAAGUCGCUAAGAGAAGCAGAGUUGUGAGUGCUUAAGCUGUAGUAACGUGUGAUUACAACGCCAGGUAGCUGCCGUGAUCAAGAAUUUGUAAAACGAUCGAUUUAGUUUAAGAUAAUAUAAGCUAUCAGCAGCCGAGCAGACACACAGGAUAGCCCGGAAGUCACAACACGCUUACCGCAAUAGUGAGGGUCCAGUAGGAAAAGUUAUUUUCAAUCCGCCAAAAACCAGAAGAAGAAGAAGACGAGAGACCCAGCCGGAGAAGGAGCACUGAGAGCAGCAUGGACGAGAACAAAGAGACCCCUGGAGCUCAGAAACUGAAAGGAAGAAAGAGACGUCACAGCUGUCAGCAAUGUGACAAAUCUUUUUCAACAUCUGGAGAUUUAAAGAUCCACCUGCCUAUACACACAGGAGAAAAACUGUACAGGUGUGAAGAGUGUGGGAAAGCUUUCACUACAUCAGGUGCUCUCAAAUCACAUCAACGUAUUCACACGGGAGAAAAACCUUACAGGUGUGAAGAGUGUGGGACAACUUUCACUACAUCAGGUGCUCUCAAAUCACAUCACCUUAUUCAUACUGGAGAAAAACCAUACAGGUGUGAAGAGUGUGGGAAAACUUUCACUACAUCAGGUGCUCUCAAAUUACAUCACCGUAUUCACACUGGAGAAAAACCAUACAGGUGUGAAGAGUGUGGGAAAACUUUCACUACAUCAGCUCAUCUCAAAUCACAUCACCAUAUUCACACUGGAGAAAAACCGUACUGGUGUGAAGAGUGUGGGACAACUUUCUCUAGAUCAGAUGCUCUCAAAUCACAUCACCGUAUUCACACUGGAGAAAAACCUUACAGCUGUGAAGAGUGUGGGAAAAAUUUCACUACAUCAGGUGCUCUCAAAUUACAUCACCGUAUUCAUACUGGAGAAAAACCAUACAGGUGUGAAGAGUGUGGGACAACUUUCUCUAGAUCAGGUGCUCUAGAAUCACAUCACCGUAUUCACACUGGAGAAAAACCGUACUGGUGUGAAGAGUGUGGGAAAACUUUCACUAGAUCAGAUGCUCUCAAAUCACAUCUUCGUGUUCACACAGGAGAAAAACCGUACUGGUGUGAAGAGUGUGGGAAAAUGUUCACUAGAUCAGAUGCUCUCAAAUCACAUCUUCGUGUUCACACAGGAGAAAAACCAUAGUGGUUUUAAGAGUGUAGGGCCCUGAUUUAAGCUUAUUUUGUUUUUUCACAGUUUAUAAAAAGCAACUCCCAUCUAUUGGCCAUGUGUUUGGUGAUCCUUUUUUCCAUUACUGAUCCCAUCCCAACAGCGCCAUCUGUUGACUUAACAUCAGAAUUGACAGGCAUAAUGUUCACUGUUCCUUUAAGUUUCGUUUUCUGGCUGUCCGUCUGCUGACAGGGCGCUGAUUCAAACAGCUGACAUUAUUGCAGCAUUCAAUCCAAGCCAUUGUCCAAUACAGCUUAUGUAUCCAAUAUACAAUCCAGUUUUAGUGCUGCACAUACCCGGCCGCUUUCCCAGCCUUGGUUCUCGGCGUCUCCUUUCACUGUCUUGAUGAGCGAAGGUGGUGACCAUCUCCAGCUGAUUGUGGUGUGUUGUCCAGCUGAUCCGGGAUCACAGUGUCAGUUGUGAAGUAAUCCAAUUGUUUGUCCGGUGAAAACGAUCCUUAAUCCAAUGCAUUAUGUGUCUUAUAUUGUUCAGUUUCACUCAUAGAGUACGAUUCUACUUAAUGUAAUGGCAAUUUAAAUGUUCCUGUGUCCUAUAUCUUUAUGCCAUUACUUCAUAGGAGGGUUUAGUGUGAUCCUGACGCACACACAAACAUAUGAAGUUCUGGUCUUUUGCUGCAGUUUUAGAAUGAUGUUUUAUUGCUUUACAUACCAAGGUUAAAGUACACUGUGUCAAUAGUUGUAGUAUGAGCAUCUGCCGGGGCUGGCCGUCUGGUAGAAUCGGUAUGCUCUUCCUCCUGUGUCAGUAAAGUGGAACUUCUGUGUGAACUAUUCAUAUCUUAAACUGCACUCUAAUUUUAAAUUCAUGUA